AUGAAACUGUUCCUACUAACUCUUUCCGUGGCCUUGGCCCUGGUGGCUGGCUCCCCGGCCCGCCUCAACCGCACCAGCCUGCUCCACCAGGUGACCUUCUCCGAGGGUCCCGAGGGUCGCAUCGUCAACGGCUACCCGGCACCUGAGGGCAAGGCUCCCUACAUCGUGGGUCUGUUCCUCUUGAACGAUGGCAGCAACAGCGGUGCUGUUGGUGCUGGUACCAUCAUUGCCAACGAUUGGAUCCUGACCGCCGCCCAUUGCCUGACCACCGACUACGCCGAGAUCCACUACGGAUCCAACUGGGGCUGGAACGGCGCCUACAGGCAGACCGUCCGCCGCGACAAUUUCAUCAGCCACCCCGACUGGCCCAGCCGUGGCGGCACCGACAUCGGUCUGAUCCGCACUCCCCGUGUGGAGUUCACCGGCCUGAUCAACAAGGUUGCCCUGCCAAGCAUGAACGAGCAGAACGAACGCUACCAGGACACCUGGGUCGUUGAGUGCGGAUGGGGUGGCAUGGACAACGGAAACCUGGCCGAUUGGCUGCAGUGCAUGGACGUCCAGAUCAUCAGCAACAGCGAGUGCGAGCAGUCCUACGGAUCGGUCGCCAGCACCGACCUGUGCACCCGCCACUCCGACGGCAAGGGAACCUGCGGCGGCGACUCCGGUGGACCCAUGGUUACCCACGACAACGCCCGUCUGGUGGGUGUGAUCACCUUCGGCUCUUCUGACUGCCACAGCGGUCCGUCCGGCGGCACCCGCGUCUCCGACUACCUGGGAUGGAUCCGCGACCACACCGGCAUCUCCUACUAAAUCCCUUGAGGAUUCCUUUCCUUUUCCUAAUAAAGUCUAUUGAAA
Messenger RNA from Drosophila subpulchrella, 855 nucleotides. Its product is annotated as serine protease 1. Gene Ontology annotation, biological process: proteolysis. Lineage: Eukaryota; Metazoa; Arthropoda; Insecta; Diptera; Drosophilidae. Gene Ontology annotation, molecular function: serine-type endopeptidase activity. Bases 1 to 810 code for a protein of 269 amino acids. The transcript has a single exon. The record is from RefSeq and is a predicted model, not a curated record.